This is a messenger RNA of Phytophthora sojae, 348 nucleotides long. RefSeq lists its product as hypothetical. Gene Ontology annotation, molecular function: protein binding. Lineage: Eukaryota; Oomycota; Peronosporomycetes; Peronosporales; Peronosporaceae. Gene Ontology annotation, biological process: innate immune response. The record is from RefSeq and is a predicted model, not a curated record. The annotation marks the transcript as partial. The transcript has a single exon. Gene Ontology annotation, cellular component: cytoplasm.
CUUUACAUCGCCAGCGAGCACGGCCGCGCAGAGGUGGCGGAGCUGCUGGUGAUGCAUGGAGCGAACAUUGAGACCCCGGAGGUGCGAGGGUGGACGCCGCUCAUGGCUGCGGCCUGGAAGGACCACUCGGACGUGAUCAAGGUGCUGCUCAAGCACGGAGCGGCCAUUGAUAAGCGCCAGGAUGACGGAGCCACGCCGCUCUGGAUUGCAUCCGAGCACGGGCAUCUUGAGUGUGUGCGCGUGCUGUUGGAGCACGGAGCUGAUAUGGAGAUCGCGGACAAGACGGGCUGGACGCCGCUCACGGCGUCGGUGAAGGGCGGACGUGCUGAUGUCUUGAAGCUGCUGCUC